CCCUCCCCGCCGGGUGGCCAUGUUGCAGUGCUAGCAGGCAGCGCAGAGGCGGCGGGCGGCAGCGCAGGCGCAGACACCGCACCGCGAUGGCCGUGGCCGUGGGCAGACCGGCGAACGAUGACCUCAGGAACCUGUCCCUGUCCGGCCACGUGGGCUUCGACAGCCUCCCAGACCAGCUGGUCAACAAGUCAACGUCACAGGGCUUCUGCUUCAACAUCCUGUGUGUGGGUGAAACUGGCAUUGGCAAGUCGACGCUGAUGGACACGCUGUUCAACACCAAGUUCGAGAGCGAGCCCGCCACGCACAACGAGCCCGGCGUCAGGUUGAAAGCGCGCAGUUACGAGCUCCAGGAGAGCAACGUGCGCCUCAAGCUGACCAUCGUGGACACCGUGGGGUUUGGUGAUCAGAUCAACAAGGAUGACAGCUACAAGCCCAUAGUGGAAUACAUCGACGCCCAGUUCGAAGCCUACCUGCAGGAAGAGCUGAAGAUCAAGCGGUCGCUGUUCAACUACCACGACACGCGGAUCCACGCCUGCCUCUACUUCAUCGCUCCCACCGGACACUCGCUCAAAUCCCUGGACCUGGUCACCAUGAAGAAGCUCGACAGUAAGGUGAACAUCAUCCCCAUCAUUGCCAAGGCUGACACCAUCGCAAAGAACGAGUUGCACAAGUUCAAGAGCAAAAUCAUGAGCGAGCUGGUCAGCAAUGGCGUCCAGAUCUACCAGUUCCCCACUGAUGAGGAGACAGUGGCCGAGAUCAAUGCCACCAUGAGUGUCCACCUUCCUUUUGCCGUGGUUGGCAGCACUGAGGAAGUGAAGAUUGGCAACAAGAUGGCGAAAGCCAGGCAGUACCCCUGGGGUGUCGUGCAGGUUGAAAAUGAAAACCACUGUGACUUUGUGAAGCUGCGGGAGAUGCUGAUCCGAGUGAACAUGGAGGACUUGCGGGAGCAGACGCACACCCGGCACUAUGAGCUGUACAGGCGCUGCAAGCUGGAAGAGAUGGGCUUCAAGGACACAGAUCCAGACAGCAAACCUUUCAGUCUCCAAGAGACUUAUGAAGCAAAGAGGAAUGAAUUCCUGGGCGAACUCCAGAAGAAGGAGGACGAAAUGAGGCAGAUGUUUGUCAUGCGAGUGAAGGAGAAGGAAGCAGAGUUGAAGGAAGCAGAGAAGGAUCUUCACGAAAAAUUUGACCAUCUAAAGAGGACUCACCAAGAAGAGAAGAAAAAGGUGGAAGACAAAAAGAAGGAACUUGAGGAAGAGCUGAACAACUUUCAAAAGAAGAAGGCAGCAGCUCAGCUAUUACAGUCACAGGCUCAGCAGGCAGGUUCUCAACAAACCAAGAAAGACAAGGACAAGAAAAAUGCAAGCUUCACAUAAAGCCUGUCGAGCCAAGGAUGUUCCUGCAUUCACCUGCUUUUGCAGUAAUGUGUCUCUGCCAUCUGUUUUCUUUUUAUAUUUUUUUUUCCAUUUUUUAACAUGAAUAACUAUUAACUUGUCUAAUAACAUAGUGGGAACAAGAAGGAAGAGGGAUUGGGUGCAGGACUGUGUGUGAGUGGAAGUUCAGGGGUGGGUGGAGGGACAGGGUAAUCAUGAUGACACCAUGCAUUUUUCUCACCAAAACCAUCAGCAGUAAAUUAUUUUUGGCCCCCAGUCUGAACCAAGAGUCAGAGUUGGCUGUCAGCAGCUCAGGUGUUGGCUGGCUCAGGUGCCCUCAGUGCUGCUGGCUGUGCUGUGGGAUCCCCAGGGAAUGAGUGUUGCAGGAAUGUCCCAGCCAGCCCAGGCCAUGGCUGGAGCUGGAGUUUAGCCUGACCCACGUUCCUUGAGGAGCUGAUGUGUUCAGCAGCCCCAGUCCCAGCGGGGAGAGGGAGGGGGGUGUGUGUAGAUAACCAAGUGUAACUGACCUUGCAUGCCGUGACAUUUGCAUGAUAAUUUGUGUUAGCUCCUGUUCGUGCUGUCCGCCCUGGCCUGGUUUCCAGCCUCCCUUCCAGCUCAGCCACCUCGGGGAAGGACCAUUCCCAGCACUGCUCCCCCUGCACCAUUGCCUCAAACCUUUGGAGCCUCCCUUAAAAUCCUGCCUGCUUUCCAAGGGGCAGGAUCUUAACAAGGCUUAGCAGCCCUCAUGGGCAGGGGGAAGAUAGAGCCUUCAGCAUCCUCUUGGAGCUUCCAGGAGCAUGUGGGAUCCACAAUUCCAGGUCAAGGGAGAGAAGGUGCCUGGACACAGUCUCUGUGCUGCCCCCAAGCCCUCCUGCAGCAGGAAUAAUGUCCCAUUCAGGUGUUCCUAGGACAUGCCAAGGAGCUGUAGGAUAAGCCAGGCCCUGCUCUCUGGCCAGCACACAGUGGAAAUGGGUCUGUUUCAAGUGUUUUUUCCAUGCCAUUUCUUUCAGACAGUGUCAUUCCCUUCCUUCCCAAGGAGUGGCGAGCCGUGCUUACCCUGUGACUCCUGGAUUUCUUCCUCUGCCAGUGCACAGCCAGCACUUCCUAGCUAGGCAGUCUCUUUAAAGCCUUCUUUAAACCUUUCUUACACAAAACUCUUCCUACCUGAGUCUUCCACUGCAGCUGUUUGCCUGCUUCUGGAUGGAAUUUCUCUGGGGAGAAAAGAAAAGGCAGACUUCUCACUUCUUUUAAUCACUUUUUCCUCAGGUGUUGGAUUGGGAAGUGCUUGGAGGUUAGCUUAUGGGUUGUCCCGCUUUUUAACCCUCACUGCUUAAACAUGGCUUUAGGAAGAGAAUAUCUAUGAACCAUGUCUUGGUAGACAGCAAAAAUGGAUAAAUAAGCUGGAAAUAAAGCAGUUAACCUUUUUAUCCUUUUAAAAAAAAUUAUAAAUUUUUUUUUAGACUUUUUUUUAAAGUAGUUUUAAAAAUUAUUUUUUUGUUGUUGUUGUUGUUUGGGUUUGGUUUUUUCCCCUCCUGGAGUUGCCAACUAUGCACUUUUCAUCAGGUUAAAUAGGUUUGCUGCAGGGUUAGUUGGAAAAAUGAAAUUCUGGUUCUUGUGGCUUCUGGCUAACCCAGCUUUAAAAUCUUGAGUUAUGAAGGAAGAAGUGUGAGUUGUUUGCAUGAGUUUUUUACAGUCACAUCACAUGCCCAUCACCGAGUGCUCGUGGCAAUAUGCUUUGCUUCAGCUGCCUCUAUGCAUGUCAUCUUUUUAAUUACCAGUGUUUUGUGCCAAGUAGAAAACUUAAUUUUAACAUUUAUUUCUCCUGCUUCAUUUAACAGCCCUUCCAGGGAUGUUUAGCAGGGGAAAUCAGCUGAGCUGAGCUUUUCCUUUUUGACAGAAAGCUGUGGCCAAGUGCAUUAGUGUCUUUUUGGUUGAGUUUUUCUCCAGCAGAAAACCAGCUGUGUUGGAGAAACUGGGAAUAAACCACAAACUUGAAGAUGUCAAAGGUAUUGUUUUGGUUUUUUGCCAAAGGAGAUGGAAACUACUUUUUUCCCCAUCUUGAACCCCUGGGCCAUGUUUAGCUUGUUCCUGCUGCUCUUGUUGCUUUUCCUUUCCUCGUGCCUUUUUUCCCAGUAGCCCCUGAUGUGCAUGGAGUGAACGAUAGACUCAGGUCUGGCUGGAUGUGCUUUCACCUCUGCAUGUAAGUACAGCAGGAAGAGACUGACCCUUCCUGCCUCGCUCCUGAUGGGAGAGCAGCUGUGCUUUUCUGGGAGAUGCUCCAAGUCCACUUACUUGCAAGUGGGGUGGUUAACACCCCUCUAAAACUGCAUGUUCCUCACAAGGUGGAUUUCAGUCCUUAGGCUAAUACAGAGGAGCAGGACAGCAUGCUGAAAUGUGCUUUUUCUGGGAUGGGGAUGUUCCCAGGGCAUGAAGCAAACCCCCAGAAUGGAAAAGCAAAGACAGUCCAGGUCUCUGUGAGGGACUGUGGCUGCUCUCUGGAGAGGGGGCACACGUGGGUCUGGCAGGCAGUGGGAGAGGAGGAGAUGGAUUAAGGGGUUUCUCCCCCAGAACCUUCUGGGGAUGACACUGUUCCUUGCAGGGAGGGCAGUGAGUAGGAAGGUGCCCUUGGAGCUUGUGGUUGUGAAAUGCAUCAUCUGAAGAUGCAUCUCCUGUGGCGCUCCAGGAGUCACAGGGGAAAGCAGGCGCUGGCACCCACCCCAGGCUCCUCUCCAGCUGGAGAGCUGCCACUCCUGUCACCCCUCCACGUGCUUCUGACAGCCUGAAAUCCCAGCAGGGAGCUGCAUGUCUCCCUGGAAGGACAUCCAUGUUACACAGGGCCGAUGGUUCUGCAGGCAGCUCUCCUCUGCUUCUCCCAACCCCUCCCAGUGCAGAUGGAAGUGUCUUUUUGUGUGUGACCACCUCAGCUGUGUCCGUGUGACUCCAGUCCCCUUCUGUGUCCCUUCUCCCGGGCCUGGGCUGCAUGUGCAGGGUGUGAGAUCUGUGGUGCUCUCGCCAGCGUGUGCCAGCACGGAGCUCUACAAAUAUGAAGGGUUUUUUAAUUAAUGGGAAACAAAGCUGUGAACAGCAGUAGAAAUCUUGUAUUUUUAAUAUCCUGAUUGCCUUAAACCAUAGAUGUAGGACUUUAUUACCUUGCUAUUGGAAAAUAACCCAUGUUUGUAACUAAACAAUUGUGUAACCUACAUACAGUGUUAAUGCAAAUGAUAUGUAUGCAUCUGUUAGAUAUUGUCACUUUAUUUGAUGUUAAAAUAUUUCAGUUUUCGAAUUACAGAUGGAAUAAUAACCUUCUA
Molecule: messenger RNA, 4681 nt
Organism: Camarhynchus parvulus
Lineage: Eukaryota; Metazoa; Chordata; Aves; Passeriformes; Thraupidae
Gene: SEPTIN11
Product: septin 11
Exons: 10
Coding region: 87-1376 (429 amino acids)
Biological process (GO): cytoskeleton-dependent cytokinesis
Cellular component (GO): septin complex; cell division site; septin ring
Molecular function (GO): molecular adaptor activity; GTPase activity; GTP binding
Source: RefSeq, a predicted model, not a curated record